AUGGAUCAAGGAGUUAUUCGAGCACUCAAAGUUUAUUACCGACGUCAUCUAGUCAAGCUUAUAAUCACCGGUGCUGGUGUUGCUGUGACGGCCGACGAUGUUAAUAUUACUGCUUUAGAUGUUGUCUAUUGGAUUCAAGGCGCAUGUGAAGCAGUGUCAGAAACAACAAUAAGGAACACAUUCAAAUCAGCCGGUAUUGAAAAGCUGUCUGUUAUCGAUGGAAUCGAUGCAGUACAACAAAUUUCAAUAACAGAUGAAAUUAUUUCUGCAGAAGAUAAAUCAAUUGAAGAAUUAGAUCGAGUAUUGAGACAUUUAACCAUCGGUGGAAAACCAAUGUCUGGCUAUGAUAUUAUGUGGUGA
This is a messenger RNA of Rotaria socialis, 360 nucleotides long. The record is from the annotation of a GenBank genome assembly. Lineage: Eukaryota; Metazoa; Rotifera; Eurotatoria; Philodinida; Philodinidae.